GGAGCCAAGUAGGAGGAAAUGGUACCGUUGGCUGACUGCUCUCAAGAAAACCGGCGACGAGCAUCCAUACCCGGCAGUUUGACAGUACGUCUUCACUGCUUUCAGCUCACCGUUACCGCAACAGCCGUCAAGCAAGAUACGUCUCUGAGGCAAACCUUGAGUCGUUCACAUAAACACAGCAACAUUAAGCUACUUAGAAACCAAAGCAACACUUGUAUGCUGCAAUUUGUGCCAAUAUCCGUGAAGGGCUCGGAGAUUAGCGGUACCUAUAAACGGCUGCAGGAUGGAGACGCAGAUACAUGUGCCCGUGGGCUCGCCGGUCAUCAGAAAAAUUCCCAUUUUCGUGGACGAACACAGCGUGACGGAGGGGGCGAUGAAGCUCAUUAAAGAGCUGAGACCGGCGUGGGACGCGAGCCUUGUCAAGACCAAGCUCUUCACUGAUGGAACCACCAACAAGCUAGUGGGCUGCUACGUGGAGGACACUCCAGAGGACGUGGUCCUGGUCCGGGUAUACGGGAACAAGACGGAGCUGAUUGUGGACAGAGACAAUGAGCUUAAAAGCUUUCAGGUGCUACACGCUAAUGGUUGUGCUCCUCGCCUCUACUGCACCUUUCAGAACGGCAUCUGCUAUGAGUUCAUGCAGGGGGACGCUCUUGGGACGCAGGAUGUCAGGGAUCCUUCACUACUCAGACUGAUAGCCAGGGAGAUGGCUCGUAUCCAUGCCAUCCAUGCACACAAUGGCUGCAUCCCCAAACCCAACCUCUGGAUCAAGAUGCGAAAAUACUUCUCCCUUGUGGCCACAGAGUUUACCGACCAAGCAUCCAACAUCAGAAUCCAGCAGGAGGUUCCCAGCAAGGCGGUGCUGGAGCAGGAGAUGGUGUGGAUGAAGGAGCAUCUCUCCACGUUGGGCUCCCCUGUGGUGCUCUGCCAUAAUGACCUUCUCUGCAAGAACAUCAUCCACAACAGUAAAGAGGGUCAUGUUCGCUUCAUAGACUAUGAAUACUCCAGCUACAACUACCAGGCCUUCGACAUCGGCAACCACUUCAAUGAAUUUGCAGGAAUGGCAGAGCUGGACUAUGGGCUGUACCCCAGUCGGGAGAUGCAGAUGGACUGGCUCCAAGUGUACCUGCAGGCAUACAAGCUCUUCACCAAGAAAACAGAGGAGGUCAGCCCGCGAGAGCUGGAGACACUCUACGUACAGGUCAACAAGUUUGCUCUGGCUUCUCAUUUCUUUUGGGGCUUCUGGGCACUCAUCCAGGCCAAAUACUCCUCCAUCGACUUUGACUUCCUUGGGUACGCUGUGCUACGUUUCAACCAGUACUUCAAGACCAAACCCACAGUGAUGGCCCUGCAGAUCCCAGAAUGAGAGGAGACAGGAGGAAGGGUGGGACCGGUUUAAUGCCGGGUCUUCCUGUAGGGUGGGAACUCUUCUCUGUGAGCCAGCUGUUGAUGGACCACUGCUUGGUCUACUACCUGGCUUCCUUUUCUGCAACAAGCGCAAUUACUCCUUCAUUCCUCCAACUUAGCUCCAUGUCUGUCACAACUGUAGCUCAAGAAUUAUCAAACUUCCAGUUCUGUGUGUAUGGGUGUGAAUGUAUGCUUGUGUAUGUCCUUAAUUUAUCUUGAAACCCGACGUCUUGCUUUCCCUCGUAGGGCAGCUGAACAAGGCGUAGUGAGCACAGCCGUCACAGAGUUUAAGGUAGAGAUCAUUGACUUAAAACCUGCUUUAUUUUUCUGUCACAAUGGCGCCAAAAUGUUCCACAACGCUGGUAAUGAAGGUCAAAAGAGGGGCUAAGAAGGGUUUGAUGCUAACAUAGACAGAUAGUUUGUCUUGUUCUCGGUGUGCUAUAUCUAUGGCUCAAUGCCAUGGCCUCAUUAUAGUUAGAAAGGUACUAUAGAGGCACUUCACCUGGGAUUCCUCAGAUUUUGCGUGUGGUGUGUACGGUGAGACCAUUCCUCCUCCUCUCUGCAGAUAUUUUAACGCUUUAUGUUCUAAUAUGUGCGGUCCUUCCUCUUUUCUCUCCAACUUUGGAACUAAGUGCUCGUAGCUGCGGAUAUUCCUGCACUGCACUUCCCAGAGAUCACCUGUGCAUCCAACACAGUGGGCGGUACCCCGUCGUCUCUUUCCUCAGAUUUUUUCCGGCCGUUGCAGUUUGAGCUUCUGUCAGUUCCUCUCCUAUUUAUUCCAAGCAACCCGCUGCUGCUGCUAGAAAUGAACAGACCUCUCUGUGUGCUAGUGGACUUUUCUCCCUGGAAGGACCCACCAGACACUGAGUGUGUGGGACAGCAAAUGGAAAAGCUUUUCACAGACUUGGCUGUAGGUUGAAUCACUCUUGUGUUAUAGCAAUCGGUGAUAGAGAGUAGCUAAAUGUGCAUUAAUUUAUUUAUGUGAAGACAUUGUGGAUUAUUUAACAUCUCAGGUGAAACAAAUCUUGAGCUUUGGUUGCUUUGUGUUGAAUAGAGACGUGAAGGAGGAGGGGAGGUAGAUGUUGGUUAAAAAGAGGGGACCUGUGUAAAUGUCACUCUGUGUGCAUUCUGUCCUUCAACCGUUUUUCCACCUUCUUGACUUUUAUGGUUACAGCGAGUCGCUCUGUUAACUUUCCAUUUAAA
Morone saxatilis (striped sea-bass) is the source of this 2610-nucleotide messenger RNA. It is a transcript of the gene etnk2, whose product is annotated as ethanolamine kinase 2. NCBI's taxonomy places the organism in Eukaryota, Metazoa, Chordata, Actinopteri, Moronidae. Gene Ontology annotation, molecular function: ethanolamine kinase activity. The record is from RefSeq and is a predicted model, not a curated record. Gene Ontology annotation, biological process: phosphatidylethanolamine biosynthetic process. Gene Ontology annotation, cellular component: cytoplasm. The coding region runs from base 284 to 1366 and encodes 360 amino acids. The transcript is spliced from 9 exons.